Eurypyga helias (sunbittern) is the source of this 454-nucleotide messenger RNA. It is a transcript of the gene CTSH, whose product is annotated as cathepsin H. Gene Ontology annotation, cellular component: lysosome. Gene Ontology annotation, biological process: immune response. Lineage: Eukaryota; Metazoa; Chordata; Aves; Eurypygiformes; Eurypygidae. Gene Ontology annotation, molecular function: cysteine-type endopeptidase activity. The annotation marks the transcript as partial. The record is from RefSeq and is a predicted model, not a curated record. The transcript has 5 exons.
GGGCCUGCCGAGCCAAGCCUUCGAGUACAUACUGUAUAACAAGGGGCUCAUGGGGGAGGACUCCUACCCGUACCGGGCCGAGAACGGCACGUGCAAGUUCCAGGCGGAGAAGGCUAUUGCGUUUGUCAAGGACGUUAUCAAUAUCACGCAGUAUGACGAGGAUGGCAUGGUGGAAGCUGUGGGGACGCGCAACCCGGUGAGCUUCGCGUUUGAGGUGACGAGUAACUUCAUGCACUACCGAAGAGGAGUCUAUGCGAACCCACGCUGCGAGCACACUCCGGACAAGGUGAACCAUGCUGUCCUCGCCGUGGGGUAUGGGGAAGAAAAUGGAACUCCUUACUGGAUUGUGAAGAACUCCUGGGGCCCGCUGUGGGGCAUGGAUGGGUACUUCCUUAUUGAACGUGGCAAGAAUAUGUGCGGUCUGGCUGCUUGUGCAUCUUACCCGGUUCCUCAG